Molecule: messenger RNA, 7076 nt
Organism: Galeopterus variegatus (Sunda flying lemur)
Lineage: Eukaryota; Metazoa; Chordata; Mammalia; Dermoptera; Cynocephalidae
Gene: HELZ
Product: helicase with zinc finger
Exons: 32
Coding region: 161-5989 (1942 amino acids)
Biological process (GO): regulatory ncRNA-mediated post-transcriptional gene silencing
Cellular component (GO): cytosol; P granule
Molecular function (GO): protein binding; hydrolase activity; metal ion binding
Source: RefSeq, a predicted model, not a curated record
GAUACAUUUUACUUUUCUAUUUGCCUCAGGAAUUGGAUGAAGUAAUUGAUCACUAAUGAACUACAGUGCUGGUGAGAUGUGUAAGAAAUUAUAAAGAGCUCUGAUGGGCUAUUUAGGUGAUACCCAGUGCAGUGAACUGCAGGAUUUUUGUCCCUGAGUCAUGGAAGACAGAAGAGCUGAAAAGUCAUGUGAACAAGCAUGUGAAUCACUUAAGAGGCAGGACUAUGAAAUGGCCCUCAAGCACUGCACAGAGGCGCUUCUUUCUCUCGGCCAGUGCUCCAUGGCAGACUUCACAGGGCCAUGUCCAUCGGAGAUCGAGCGCAUCAAAAUCGAGAGUCUUCUUUACAGAAUUGCCUCAUUUUUGCAACUGAAAAACUAUGGGCAAGCUGAUGAAGAUUGUAGGCAUGUGCUGGGAGAAGGACUGGCCAAGGGAGACAGUGCCUUUCGGGCAGUGCUUUGCUGCAUGCAGCUGAAAGGAAAGCUCCAGCCUGUGUCUACCAUUCUUGCCAAAUCACUGACAGGAGAGUCUCUGAAUGGGAUGGUAACAAAAGAUUUGACAAGACUAAAAACACUUCUCACAGAAACAGAGACAGCAACUAGUAACGUCCUCUCUGGAUAUCACAUGGAAGACUUAGAUGACGGGUCUUGUAAUGGUUGGCAUUUCCGCCCACCACCUAGGGGAAUCACAAGCAGCGAGGAAUAUACUUUGUGUAAAAGAUUUUUAGAGCAAGGAAUCUGUAGGUAUGGUGCCCAGUGUACUUCAGCACAUUCCCAGGAAGAACUAGCAGAAUGGCAGAAAAGAUAUGCUUCACGAUUGAUAAAAUUGAAACAGCAAAACGAGAAUAAACAGCUCUCAGGCAGUUACAUGGAAACCCUGAUAGAAAAAUGGAUGAAUUCGUUAUCUCCUGAGAAAGUGCUUAGUGAAUGUAUAGAAGGAGUAAAAGUAGAGCAUAACCCUGACCUGUCGGUUACUGUCAACACCAAAAAAUCUCACCAGACUUGGACUUUUGCUCUCACUUGUAAGCCUGCAAGAAUGCUGUAUCGUGUAGCAUUGCUUUAUGAUGCUCAUCGUCCUCAUUUUAGUAUCAUUGCAAUAUCUGCCGGAGAUAGUACUACCCAGGUAUCACAAGAAGUCCCAGAAAACUGUCAAGAAUGGAUAGGAGGAAAGAUGGCCCAAAAUGGAUUAGAUCAUUACGUGUAUAAAGUCGGGAUAGCAUUUAACACAGAAAUAUUUGGAACUUUUCGCCAAACCAUAGUUUUCGACUUUGGAUUGGAACCAGUACUCAUGCAAAGAGUAAUGAUUGAUGCAGCUUCUACAGAAGAUCUUGAAUACCUGAUGCAUGCAAAACAACAGCUAGUAACCACAGCUAAGCGUUGGGAUUCUUCUUCUAAGACUAUUAUAGAUUUUGAACCUAAUGAAACUACUGACUUGGAAAAGAGCCUUCUUAUCAGAUACCAAAUUCCUCUCUCUGCUGACCAGCUAUUUACCCAGUCCGUUUUAGACAAAUCAUUGACCAAGACCAACUAUCAGUCAAGGUUGCAUGACCUUCUUUAUAUUGAGGAGAUAGCCCAGUAUAAAGAAGUCAGCAAGUUCAACCUUAAAGUGCAAUUGCAGAUUCUAGCAAGCUUCAUGCUCACUGGAGUUGCUGGAGGUGCAAAGUAUGCUCAGAAUGGACAGCUUUUUGGUCGCUUUAAGCUUACUGAAACACUUUCUGAAGAUACUUUGGCUGGUCGACUGGUGAUGACCAAAGUCAAUGCUGUUUAUUUAUUACCAGUCCCUAAAGAGAAGUUAGUACAGACCCAGGGAACCAAAGAAAAGGUUUAUGAAGCUACUAUUGAAGAAAAAACAAAAGAAUAUAUAUUUUUAAGGAUAUCCAGGGAAUGCUGUGAAGAACUUAAUCUUCGGCCUGAUUGUGACGCACAGGUUGAACUUCAGUUUCAAUUAAAUCGAUUACCCCUCUGUGAAAUGCAUUAUGCGCUAGACAGGAUCAAGGACAAUGGGGUUUUGUUUCCAGACAUCAGUAUGACACCCACCAUUCCUUGGAGUCCCAACAGACAAUGGGAUGAGCAGUUGGAUCCUCGCCUAAAUGCAAAGCAGAAAGAGGCUGUUUUGGCCAUUACCACUCCACUUUCAAUCCAGCUGCCGCCUGUUCUCAUCAUCGGACCCUAUGGGACAGGCAAAACAUUCACUCUAGCUCAGGCCGUCAAACAUAUACUGCAGCAACAGGAGUCUAGGAUUCUCAUUUGCACCCAUUCUAAUAGUGCUGCUGAUCUCUACAUAAAGGAUUAUUUACAUCCCUAUGUAGAAGCAGGCAAUCCCCAGGCAAGACCUCUCAGGGUAUAUUUCAGAAAUCGCUGGGUAAAGACUGUCCACCCAGUAGUGCAUCAGUACUGUUUGAUCUCAAGUGCACAUUCCACCUUUCAGAUGCCACAGAAAGAAGAUAUUCUUAAACAUCGAGUGGUUGUUGUUACAUUGAAUACUUCUCAGUACCUCUGUCAAUUGGACCUUGAACCUGGGUUUUUCACGCACAUUCUGUUAGACGAAGCUGCCCAGGCCAUGGAGUGUGAAACCAUUAUGCCUCUAGCAUUAGCAACUAAAAACACUCGGAUUGUCUUGGCUGGUGAUCACAUGCAGCUCAGUCCUUUUGUUUACAGCGAGUUUGCCAGGGAGAGAAACCUUCACGUUUCAUUACUUGAUCGACUCUAUGAGCAUUACCCUGCCGAGUUCCCAUGUAGGAUCCUCCUAUGUGAGAACUAUCGCUCCCAUGAAGCUAUCAUCAAUUACACAUCUGAGCUUUUCUAUGAGGGCAAACUGAUGGCCAGUGGAAAGCAACCAGCACACAAGGAUUUCUACCCAUUAACUUUCUUUACAGCACGAGGGGAAGAUGUACAAGAAAAAAAUAGCACAGCUUUUUAUAAUAAUGCUGAGGUAUUUGAAGUGGUGGAACGUGUAGAAGAGUUAAGAAGGAAGUGGCCAGUAGCAUGGGGGAAGUUAGAUGAUGGCAGUAUUGGUGUGGUGACUCCUUACGCUGAUCAAGUGUUUAGGAUACGUGCUGAACUUCGAAAAAAGAGAUUAUCUGAUGUUAAUGUGGAAAGGGUGCUAAAUGUUCAAGGAAAGCAAUUCAGAGUUUUGUUUCUUAGCACAGUACGUACAAGACAUACUUGUAAACAUAAACAGACACCAAUUAAAAAGAAAGAGCAACUUCUGGAAGAUUCCACAGAGGACUUAGAUUAUGGUUUUUUGUCUAACUACAAGCUUCUCAAUACUGCCAUCACACGAGCACAAUCCCUGGUUGCUGUGGUGGGUGAUCCUAUUGCUCUGUGCUCUAUUGGAAGAUGCAGGAAAUUUUGGGAACGAUUUAUUGCCCUGUGUCAUGAAAAUAAUAGCCUACAUGGAAUCAGUUUUGAACAGAUCAAGGCUCAGUUAGAGGCUUUAGAACUAAAGAAGACAUAUGUGUUGAAUCCACUGGCACCUGAAUUUAUCCCCCGGGCUCUAAGACUGCAGCAUUCAGGAAAUCCCAACAAACAGCAGCAGUCACCACCCAAGGGGAAAAGCCUCCAUCAUAGCCAGAAUGAUCAUUUCCAGAAUGAUGGAAUUGUUCAGCCCAAUCCUUCCGUACUUAUUGGCAAUCCUAUUAGAGCAUAUACUCCUCCACCCCCUCUUGGACCUCAUCCAAAUUUGGGAAAAUCUCCAAGUCCUGUUCAAAGAAUAGAUCCUCACACUGGGACAAGUAUUCUUUAUGUACCUGCUGUCUAUGGAGGGAAUGUAGUUAUGUCGGUGCCUUUACCUGUACCGUGGACAGGAUACCAGGGUAGGUUUGCAGUUGAUCCUCGAAUUAUUACACAUCAGGCAGCAAUGGCCUAUAAUAUGAACCUAUUACAGACACAUGGACGGGGAUCUCCUAUACCUUAUGGCCUUGGACAUCACCCACCUGUCAGUAUAGGGCAGCCACAAAAUCAGCAUCAGGAGAAGGAUCAACAUGAGCAAAAUCGAAAUGGUAAAAGUGAUUCAAAUAAUCCUGGACCUGAAAUUAAUAAGAUUCGAACACCAGAGAAAAAGCCUACAGAACCAAAACAGGUUGAUUUGGAGUCAAAUCCACAGAACCGAAGUCCUGAAUCACGUCCUGGUGUUAUUUAUCCCAAUACCAAAUUUCCUCGCAAAGAUAAUCUCAAUCCAAGACACGUGAACCUUCCUCUUCCUGCUCCCCAUGCACAGUAUGCAAUCCCUAAUCGCCAUUUUCAUCCACUACCCCAGCUACCAAGACCACCGUUUCCCAUUCCACAGCAGCAUACCUUGUUAAAUCAGCAGCAGAGUAAUCUGCCUGAACAACCAAAUCAAAUGCCAUCCCAGCCAAAUCAGGUAGUCCAGCAGCAAAAUCAGUUGCAUCAGCAGACUCAGCAGCCACCUCCUCAGCUCUCUCCUGCAUAUCAGGCAGGACCCAACAGUGCUUUUUUUAAUAAUGCAGUUUCGCAUCGACCACAGUCUCCCCCUGCAGAGGCUGUGAUUCCUGAGCAGCAGCCCCCUCCCAUGCUGCAAGAAGGCCACAGCCCUCUGAGAGCCGUUGCACAGCCCGGCCCCAUUCUUCCUUCGCAUCUGAGUAACUUCCUUGAGGAGAACCCCCCAGGAAUAUCUAUAGGGGAGGCUGUAGAUCGUAUACAUGGGAGUGUAGCUCUGGAAACGUUAAGGCAGCAGCAAGCACGGUUACAGCAGUGGAAUGAGCAUCAUGCCUAUCUGAGUCAGGGCAGUAUUCCAUACCCUCACCAUCACCAUCCUCACCUCCAGCAUCUUCCUCAGCCGCCCAUUGGGUUACAUCAGCCGCCAGUGAGGGCAGACUGGAAGCUCACCAGCAGUGCCGAAGAGGAAGCAGAAACAACAUACUCAAGGUUUCAAGAUUUAAUCAGAGAACUGUCUCAUCGUGAUCAAAGUGAAACACGGGAACUUGCUGAAAUGCCACCACCUCAAUCAAGACUUUUGCAAUAUAGACAAAUUCAGACUAGGAGCCCACCAGCAGUCCCGUCUCCCCCCUCCAAUACAGACCACAGUAGCAACUUUUCUAACUUUAGUGACAGCAGCAGAGACAUUGAAGUAGCCAACAGCCCAGCAUUUCCACAGCGCCUCCCGCCCCAGAUCUUCAGCUCACCUUUCUCGUUGCCAUCUGAGCACCUUGCCCCUCCUCCCUUGAAAUACCUGGCACCUGAUGGAGCAUGGACUUUUGCUAACUUGCAACAGAAUCACCUAAUGGGGCCCGGUUUUCCCUAUGGCCUACCUCCAUUGCCUCACAGACCACCACAGAACCCUUUUGUACAAAUACAAAAUCACCAACAUGCUAUUGGUCAAGAGCCAUUUCAUCCGUUGUCAUCCCGAACAGUGUCUUCUUCUUCGCUCCCUAGCCUAGAAGAGUAUGAACCCAGAGGACCUGGUCGGCCCUUGUACCAAAGAAGAAUCUCAUCUAGCUCAGUCCAGCCUUGUUCUGAAGAAGUAAGAACUCCACAAGAUAGUCUGGCUCAGUGUAAGGAGCUUCAGGACCACGGUAACCAAUCUUCUUUCAACUUUUCAUCCCCGGAGUCCUGGGUAAACACCACCUCAUCUACCCCCUAUCAGAACAUUCCAUGCAAUGGAUCCAGCAGGACAGCUCAGCCCAGAGAGUUAAUAGCUCCACCCAAGACUGUCAAACCCCCUGAGGAUCAACUGAAGUCUGAAAACCUUGAAGUGUCCAGUUCCUUCAACUAUAAUGUGCUGCAGCAUCUCGGCCAGUUUCCACCCCUCAUGCCCAACAAGCAGAUCGCGGAGUCGGCCAACAGCAGUAGCCAGCAGAGUUCUGGGGGGAGCAGGCCCGCCAUGUCUUAUGCCAGCGCUCUGCGGGCCCCUCCCAAGCCCAGGCCCCCACCUGAACAGGCCAAGAAGAGUAGCGACCCUCUGUCUCUGUUCCAGGAACUUAGCCUGGGGAGCUCGUCGGGCAGCAAUGGCUUUUAUUCUUAUUUUAAAUAAUCACUUUUUUUCCCUCAAGGGAGAAUGUUUUAAUUUCUGUUUGUACCAAUAGAAUUAAGGUAGUUGGACUUCAUCUAUAGAUGCACAGUUCCUUUGUUUUAAUAUUAAAUAUGUUCUCACUUAAUUGCUUUGCUGCUAGACUUGCAACUAAUUUUUUAAAAGUAUAUUCCAUUAUUUUGCAUUUUUGAUGUGUCAGAAUUUUGACAGCUUUUAUGUAGAAUAAAAAUAUUUUUAAAUUUGUGUAUUGUUACAUAUGUUUGCAUCAAGCUAGCAGCUAAGAGGUUAAUUGUGCAACUAUAAAAAAAGAAAAAAAGUUUGUCUAAAAUGUAUUUAAAAAGAAAAAAAAAAUUGUAAGUAGCAUUUACAUUUAUUCAAUAAUAUUACCAUAUGCUGGGUUUCUGUACCAGAAAUGGCCAGUUGAUGUACAAAUGUAUGUUAUUUUUGCUUAAAUUCAUUUAAAAUUUUUUAAAAUAAAGGAGCAGCAUCUUCUAAAUACUUUAAGUUUAUCAGCUUUUUUUUUUUGUGACAGGAUGCUGCAUUCUAAAACUUUUAUAGUUUUAGACUACGUAUUUUGUGCUGUUGUAAUCUCCAUCCACCGUAGGAUAGAGUUAAAGGCAUUCUUUGCAGGUGUAUUUUGUAUGUCACUGUUUUUUGAAAUGUGAAAAAACAUUGGCAUACUUAGUUAUUUUUUAGACAAGCUACACUUGAAGCUUGUUUUUAAUGUUAAUUUGAUAGUGUGUUUUUUUUAAACAAAUCAUGAAGCUGAAAAAUUUUUAGGAUUGUUGGUGCUUUGUAGACUUGAUAACUAUUUUAAAAAUGCGUGAAUUUAGUAAAAUCUUUUUUUUUUUUUUUUCUCACUAUGCAUGUGUAAAUGUUUGUAACCUGGCAUUUUCCCUUUUUCCAGUGGUAUAAAGAAUUGUGCCGCUUUAAGGUUUGGUUUUUUUUUUUUCCCCCCUCCAGUAAAAAUUUUGGUACCUUAUUUGAUGUUUACAUUAAAAUGUGACAUUAUAUAUGGCAAUUCAAAUAUUUUGCUAGCUGUCUUGUUUGAGGAACAUCAUUAAAGAAGAAAUACAAUGUUUGUCAAAAA